Molecule: messenger RNA, 2760 nt
Organism: Emys orbicularis (European pond turtle)
Lineage: Eukaryota; Metazoa; Chordata; Testudines; Emydidae
Gene: MIOS
Product: meiosis regulator for oocyte development
Exons: 11
Coding region: 117-2750 (877 amino acids)
Biological process (GO): positive regulation of TORC1 signaling; cellular response to amino acid starvation
Cellular component (GO): cytoplasm
Molecular function (GO): protein binding
Source: RefSeq, a predicted model, not a curated record
CGUCGUAUUCGGUUCGGGAGAGCGUCUGAGGCGGGUGCGCGUUUCCAUAUGGAUGGACAUCACCUGAGUCUUCCUACAGAAUUUUAAAUCACUUACAUUGAUCUGUAAUUGCAAACAUGAGUGGCUCCAAACCUGAUAUUCUCUGGGCUCCACACCAUGUUGAUAGAUUUGUUGUAUGUGAUUCAGAAUUGAGCCUCUAUCACAUUGAGUCUGCUGUGAGUUCAGAACUCAAAGCAGGGUCCUUGCGAUUAUCAGAAGAAACUACAGCUACAUUAUUGUCAAUAAAUUCAGACACGCCAUACAUGAAAUGUGUGGCUUGGUAUCCUAAAUAUGAUCCUGAAUGUCUUCUAGCCGUUGGACAAGCAAAUGGUCGAGUUGUCCUUACCAGUCUGGGCCAGGAUCACAACUCAAAGUCCAAAGAGCUGAUAGGAAAAGAAUUUGUUCCAAAACAUGCACGGCAAUGUAAUACCUUAGCGUGGAAUCCAUUGGACAGCAAUUGGCUUGCUGCUGGCCUAGAUAAACAUCGGGCUGACUUUUCAGUAUUGAUCUGGGAUAUAAGUAGCAAAUACACUCCAGAGAGUGCAGUUGCCACAGAGAAAGUGAGACUUUCAGCUGGAGAUGCUGAAGCUGGGCUGGUAGUGACAAAGCCGCUUUAUGAAUUGGGACAGAAUGAUGCUUGUCUUUCUCUUUGCUGGCUUCCACGGGACCAGAAACUUCUUUUAGCUGGAAUGCACCGAAACUUGGCUAUCUUUGACCUUAGAAAUACAAGCCAAAAAAUGUUUGUAAAUACCAAGGCAGUUCAGGGAGUGACUGUAGACCCAUACUUCCAUGAUCGUGUGGCUUCCUUCUAUGAAGGUCAGGUUGCCAUAUGGGAUCUCAGAAAAUUUGAAAAGCCUGUUUUGACCCUGACAGAGCAACCAAAGCCCCUAACAAAAGUAGCUUGGUGUCCAACAAGAACUGGACUGCUAGCUACUUUAACUAGGGAUAGUAAUAUUAUUAGAUUGUAUGAUAUGCAGCAUACUCCCACACCUAUUGGAGAUGAAACUGAACCUACAAUAAUUGAACGAAGUGUGCAACCAUGUGAAAAUUAUAUUGCUUCCUUUGCAUGGCAUCCCACAAGUCAAAAUCGAAUGGUAGUUGUGACUCCCAACAGAACUAUGUCUGACUUCACAGUUUUUGAAAGGAUUUCUCUGGCAUGGAGUCCAGUUACAUCUCUUAUGUGGGCUUGUGGCCGACACUUGUACGAAUGCACAGAGGAAGGACAGGCUAGUUCCUUAGAAAAAGACAUAGCCACUAAAAUGCGUCUCAGGGCUUUAUCCAGGUAUGGCCUUGAUACUGAACAGGUCUGGAGAAACCAUCUUCUAGCUGGAAAUGAAGAUUCUCAGCUGAAGUCACUUUGGUACACUCUGCACUUUAUGAAACAGUAUACUGAAGAUAUGGAUCAGAAGCUUACAGGAAACAAAGGGUCCUUAGUUUAUGCAGGCAUUAAAUCAAUUGUGAAGUCAUCUUUGGGAACAACAGAGAAUUUGAGGCAUAGCAGGAGUGGGUCCGAUAGGCAGGCAGAUAUUAUUCAGUAUCUAAGUGAGGAGAGGUCAUUGGCCUUGCAGCUCUGUGGGUGGAUAAAGAAGGGAACAGAUCUAGAUGUGGAACCCUUUCUAAAUUCUUUGGAACAAGAAGGAGACUGGGAGAGAGCUGCUGCUGUGGCACUUUUCAACUUGGACAUACGGCGAGCAAUACAGAUCCUAAAUAAAGGAGCUUCUUCUGAAAAAGGUGAUCUGAACCUCAAUGUAGUAGCAAUGGCUUUAUCAGGAUAUACAGAUGAGAAGAACUCCCUUUGGAGAGAAAUGUGCAGCACUCUAAGAUUACAACUAAACAACCCCUACUUGUGUGCCAUGUUUGCUUUUCUGACAAGUGAAUCUGGUUCGUAUGAUGGAGUUUUGUAUGAGAAUAAGGUAGCAGUACGAGACAGAGUGGCAUUUGCUUGUAAAUUCCUCAAUGAUGCACAGCUGAAUAGAUUCAUUGAAAAGCUGACAAAUGAAUUGAAAGAUGCUGGAAACUUGGAAGGAAUUCUGCUGACAGGACUGACAAAAGAUGGAGUGGACUUAAUGGAAAGUUACGUUGAUAGAACCGGGGAUGUCCAGACAGCAAGCUAUUGUAUGCUCCAGGGUUCUCCGUCCGACGUACUUAAGGAUGAGAGGGUUCAAUAUUGGAUUGAGAAUUACAGGAAUUUGUUGGAUGCUUGGAGGUUCUGGCAUAAACGAGCAGAAUUUGACAUCCAUAGGAGUAAGCUGGAUCCCAGUUCAAAACCUUUAGCACAGGUAUUUGUGAGUUGCAAUUUCUGUGGGAAAUCAAUCUCUUAUAGUUGUUCAGCCAUACCUCAUCAGGGCCGAGGUUUUAGUCAAUAUGGAGUAAGUGGCUCACCAACCAAGUCAAAGGUUACAAGUUGUCCUGGUUGUCGGAAACCCCUUCCUCGCUGUGCACUUUGCCUAAUAAAUAUGGGGACUCCAGUUUCCAGCUGCCCUGGAGUAUCAAAGUCAGAUGAAAAGGUGGAUCUUAGCAAGGACAAGAAAUUAGCCCAGUUCAACAACUGGUUUACAUGGUGCCACAACUGCAGGCAUGGUGGUCAUGCUGGACACAUGCUCAGCUGGUUCAGGGACCAUACUGAGUGUCCAGUUUCUGCGUGUUCAUGUAAAUGUAUGCAGCUGGAUACUACAGGGAAUCUCAUCCCAGCAGAGACUGUUCAGCCAUAAAACAACCGAG